AUGUCAGAAGAAUUAAAUUCAAGUCUUGAUUCAUUAGAAUUAGAUCUCUAUCACAAACCAAAUCCUUAAAUAAAAACCAUAGUUGAUUAUCUAAGAGCUCAAAACAUCAAGUUUUGUACCGAUCCAAAAGCUAAGGAAAAUAAUUAUUAUACUAACCAGUCAUAUAAGGAAGAAAAUAAUAAUACUGAUUUUGGAAUUUAGUAAAAUAGAUUUAUUCAAAAGAAUAGUAAGAGAUUGGCAUGUCAUUUGAAAUGA
Messenger RNA from Paramecium sonneborni, 255 nucleotides. The record is from the annotation of a GenBank genome assembly. NCBI's taxonomy places the organism in Eukaryota, Ciliophora, Oligohymenophorea, Peniculida, Parameciidae.